CUUAAUCACAACAUUUUAACAUUCACUAAACCAUUCACAAAAUAAUGGUUCUAUAUAGAGCCAAGUAAGGGUUAUUUGGCUCAUAGCCAUAGCGGAUCCCAUUGUGUUCCAAAUGGAACCUUUAGGAUGCUAUAAAUAACCGUUCCUAAGGUUCUGUAAAUAACCAUUAUUAAACAUUUCUAUAUAGCCCCCAAAAAGAGUUCUGCUAUGGUUACAACCCUUAAGGGGCUAUAUAGAACCGUUUAAACUUUUUUUAUCGAACCUUUAUGGAGAACCAUAUUAUAAAGAACCUUCCUCAAUCUCAAUGGUUCUUUGUAAACCCCUUUGAAGAACCAUACCGGGCUUUUUAUUCUGGGUAGCCAUAUUAUAUUUGUUUAAUUCCAUAAAUAUUAUUAUUGUGUUAAUUGACCAGUUUAAUCAGGUGUGGUAGCUCUGGAACAGCUGGGGGUCCCUGAGGAGAACAUUGAGAACCACUGACUUCAUCAACCAUUGUCAGUUGACAGAAGGCCAUAUAUGGCAAAAAAAACGAACAAAACUAAAAAGUCUGGAAAUGUACUGUAAGUCGCUCUGGAUAAGAGCCUCUGCUAAAUGACUCAAAUGUAUGACCUCACUAGUGCAAGUCUCUCUGGAUAAGAGCUAAAUGACUUCAAGAUAAAUGUGAGGCUUUCACAAGAUACCGUCACUGGCCAUAGUCAUAUUUAACAUGUAAAGGCAUAACACAACUGAUUAAAUAAACUGGAAUUACACUCUCACGGUUGCACAAAAAGUGCUGGGCGCAAACCACGCCACAAAAUAUUCUAAUGAUCCACCGCCACUAAAUUUGAAUCGAUAAAAGGUGAAAGAACCAUUUUCUGAACUGCAAAGAACCAUUGAAGGGCUCAAUGGGUUUUCAUUAUGGUUCCACAUAGAACCAAGGUUUAGUGAAUAUUAAAAUGUUGAUUAAACAUGACCAUAUUUUAUAGACUUCUAAACAGGAAGUGUAGGGACAACACCAGGGUCUUCAGUCUCAAUGUUGUUGGAGGGAAGGAUCUGCAGAGGGACUCUGAACUAGAACAGAAGAAUUAGAUGUUUCUUCAACAGCUUCUUUCUCAACACCAACCCCUGCUAAGAGAAAGAGGAAGGGAUCGUUCUGCAUACCAAUGGAAACUCAAGUCUUACCUGAAAGAUACAUACACAAAUGUAUUUGAGGGGAUACCUGAAGCAGGAAAUUCAGUAGAUCUCAAUGAGAUCUACACAGCGCUCUACAUCACAGAGGGUGGAAGUGGAGAGGUCAUAACUGGACAUGAGGUGAGGCAUAUUGAGACAACAACCAGGAGAUCAACAAGACCAGAGACAUCAAUCAAAUGCAAUGACAUCUUUAAACCCUCAACUGGACGAGGCAAACAUAUCAGAACUGUGCUGACAAAGGGAGUCGCUGGCAUUGGAAAAACUGUAUCUGUGCAGAAGUUCAUUCUGGACUGGGCGGAAGGAAAAGCAAACCAAGACAUUCAUUUCAUUUUUCCACUCCCUUUUCCAGAGCUGAAUUUGAUGAAAAAGGAAGAGCAUAGCUUUGUUGGCAUUGUAGAUCAUUUUUUUGUAGGUGUGAAAGAAUCAGGAAUUUUCAAGAACAACAAUUUCAAAUUUCUGUUUAUCUUUGAUGGUCUGGAUGAGUGCCGACUGCCCCUAGACUUUGAAAAUAACAAGAGUUGCCGUGAUGUGACAAAGUCAACCUCAGUGGACGUGCUGUUGACAAACCUCAUCCACAGGAAGCUGCUUCCCUCUGCUCUCCUCUGGAUAACCUCCCGAUCUGCAGCAGCCAAUCAGAUCCCUCCGGAGUGUGUUGACCAGGUGACGGAGGUACGAGGGUUUAACGAUCCACAGAAGGAAGAGUACUUCAGGAAGAGAUUCAGUGAUGAUGAGGACGUGGCCAGCAAAAUAAUCACUCACAUAAAGACAUCAAGGAGCCUCCACAUCAUGUGCCACAUACCGGUCUUCUGUUGGAUUUCUGCCACAAUUCUUGAAGACCUGUUGUCUGAAAAGAAGACAGGAGAGAUACCCAAGAACCUGACUGAGAUGUACUCACAAUUCUUUGUAUUUCAGUCCAAACAGAAGAAUAGGAAGUAUAAUGGACAAGCUAAGACAGUGUCACACUGGAAUAAAAAGAUGAUAAUGAAAAUCUGUAAGUUGGCUUUCCAACAGCUUCAAAAUGGCAACCUGAUCUUCUACAAGUCAGACCUGAAAGAGUGUGGCAUUGAUGUCACUGAAGCCUCAGUGUACUCAGGAGUGUGCACACAGAUCUUUAGACAGGAGACUAGGAUUUCCAAGGAGAAGGUGUACUGCUUUGUGCAUCUCAGCAUACAGGAGUUUCUAGCUGCUGUGUAUGUCUUUCUCUCAUUCAACAACAGAAAUCGAAAUCUAUUAUCUAAGACACAGUCAACCCCCCGAAGGCUUCUCACGCAGUUCAGGACAAUAUCGACAAUUGAAUUCCACAAGCGUGCAGUGGACAAGGCCUUACAGAGUAAGAAUGGACACCUGGACUUGUUCCUUCGUUUCCUUCUGGGUCUCUCACUGGAGUCCAAUCAGAUUCUCUUACGAGGCUUACUGAACGAGAGAACAAGAAGGUCAGAGGACAAUGAGGAAACAGUCAAGUACAUCAAGGAGAAGAUCAGGGAGAAUCCCUCUCCAGAGAGGUGCAUCAAUCUGUUCCACUGUCUGAAUGAACUGAAUGACCAUUCUCUAGUGGAGGAGAUCCAAAGCUACCUGAGAUCAGGAAGUCUCUCAAAACCCAAACUGUCACCUGCACAGUGGUCAGCUCUGGUCUUUGUGUUGCUGACUUCAGAAAAGGAGCUGGAUGUGUUUGACCUGAAGAAAUACUCCAGAUCAGAGGAAGGCCUUCUGAGGCUGCUGCCAGUGGUCAAAGCCUCCCAAACCGCUCUGCUUAAUGAGUGUAACCUCACUGUGAAAUGCUGUGAAGCCUUGGCCUCAGCUCUGUACACGACCUGUAAACAACACCUGAGAGAGUUGGACCUAAGUGACAAUGACCUGCAGGAUUCAGGAGUGAAGCUGCUCUCUGCUGGACUGGAGAAUCCCCACUGUAAACUGGAGACUCUGAGGCUGUCCGGCUGUCUGCUCACAGAGGAAGGCUGUGCUUUUCUGGUCUCAGCUCUGAGGUCAAACCCCUCACACCUGAGAGAGCUGGACCUAAGUGACAAUGACCUGAAGGAUUCAGGAGUGAAGCUGCUUUCUGAUGGACUGGGGAAUCCCCACUGUGAACUGGAGACUCUGAGGCUUCUUAGAUGCAACCUCACAGAGAAAAGUUGUGAAUUUCUGGCUUCAUAUCUCAACUCCUCACACCUGAGAGAGCUGGAUCUGAGUAACAAUGACCUGAAGGAUUCAGGAGUGAAGCUGCUCUCUGCUGGACUGGAGACUCUGAGAGUUAGAGGAUGCAACCUCACAGAGAAAAGCUGUGAAUUUCUGGCCUCAUAUCUCAACUCCUCCCACCUGAGAGAGCUGGACCUGAGUGACAACAACCUGCAGGAUUCAGGAGUGAAGCUGCUCUCUGCUGGACUGGAGAAUCCCCACUGUAAACUGGAGACUCUGAGGCUGUCAAGCUGUCUGCUCACAGAGGAAGGCUGUGCGUCUCUGGUCUCAGCAAUGAGGUUAAACCAUUCCCACCUGAGAGAGCUGAACCUGAGUGACAACAACCUGCAGGAUUCAGGAGUGAAGCUGCUCUCUGCUGGACUGGAGAAUCCCCACUGUAAACUGGAGACUCUGAGGCUGUCAGGCUGUCUGGUCACAGAGGAAGGCUGUGCUUCACUGGUCUCAGCUCUGAGGUCAAACCCCUCACACCUAAGAGAGCUGGACCUGAGCUACAAUCACCCAGGAGACUCAGGAGUCAGACUGCUCUCUGCUGGACUGGAGGAUCCACACUGGAGACUGGAGAAACUUGACAUUGGAAAUGGUGAAAAGUGCAGAAUCAGACCAGGGCUAAAGAAAUAUGCCUGUGAUGUCACACUGGACCCGAACACAGCAUACAGAAACCUCUCUCUGUCAGACGGGAACAGGAAGGUGACAUGGAGGUUAGAGAACCAGCUGUAUCCUGAUCACCCAGAGAGAUUUAACUACUGGGACCAGGUGCUGUGUAGAGAGGGUCUGACUGGGUGCUGUUACUGGGAGGUAGAGUGGAGUGGGAGGGCUCAUAUAGGAGUGACAUAUAAAGGAAUCAGCAGGAGAGGAGACAGGAAUGAUUGUGUGCUGGGAGCCAAUAACAAGUCCUGGAGUCUGUGGAGUUCCAACGACAGUCACACUGCCUGGCACAAUAACAAGGAAACUGACAUACCUGUCCCAUCAGCCCACUCCAACAGAGUAGGAGUGUAUCUGGACUGGCCAGCCGGCACUCUGUCCUUCUAUAGAGCCUCCUCUGACACACUGACCCACCUGUACACAUUCACCUCCACGUUCACUGAGCCCCUCUAUCCAGGGUUUUGGGUUUGGUAUGAAUCCUCAGUGUGCCUGUGUCAGGUAAAAACAUUUCAUUAGGAAAGCUUAGAUCUUACUGUUGACUGAUGUUUGUAAAUAAUGAUGUUUGUAGAAUGUUUAUUUAGUCAAAUUGUUGACGCAACAACCCUGCCUCUGUUUGAACUCAGUUCCACUAUAUGGGACGUUCUUGGUUCGGAUAAAGAAAAAAUAAAGCUGUUGUUUUAAAACACA
Salmo salar (Atlantic salmon) is the source of this 4689-nucleotide messenger RNA. The record is from RefSeq and is a predicted model, not a curated record. NCBI's taxonomy places the organism in Eukaryota, Metazoa, Chordata, Actinopteri, Salmoniformes, Salmonidae.